GAGAUCGUUAACUGUAAUUGACGUUAAAGUAUCUGGUCUACAGUAAAACUCUCCUAAUCGAGACGCCCCUAAUCCGGGCACGUCCGUUUACCUGGCACCUUUCUGACUAAUCUAGAGCCACAAAAUUACGCUUUUUAAAACGAAGAACGGCCCCAAAACUAUUGAUUGGCGUAAAAAAAAAGCUUACUUUCAUGCAGUAAGUACCGAUGUGUGUGUUCUGUGUUACGGGAAAAUCCCAGUGGCGAGCGGUGCUCGGUCCCAACCUGCCCGGAUUGGGGCAGCUUUACUGUGCUCGGUCCCAACCUGCCCGGAUUAGGGGCAGCUUUACUGUGCUCGGUCCCAACCUGCCCGGAUUGGGGCAGUUUUACUGUAGUUUGUAGAUGGGCAAAGUAGUCCCUAGUUACAAGUCUACCCUCGUUAGUAGAUAACCCGGCUAUGCUCGUCAACAGAGGUAGUAUGCGCGGGCGAAUCAUCGAGAUCAACGUCAAUGUAAAUAUCAGAAUCGAAUUCAGCAGUUUGAUAAUUCUUCGGGACAGUUGUGGAAUGAGGAAGAAAAUUCUGUAGGCGAAUCCAAACACGGCCAGCAGAGUCAGGAGUAGCCUCCACACUUGACAUAACAGUGCUAAACUUGGAAAUAAACUUCUCUGAGGGUGAAACAAAACCAGCAGAGCUAGGUAAAUAAUUAUCAUCGGUACGCAGCUGAGCUUGAACAAUGACUUGUGUAUAUGCUGGUACAAUAACCGAAUUGGCAAGAUGAACACGGCAGACUACAGGAUUAGCAUUAUGGGUGGGCUCUAGGGGUACAUCGACGCCGCCUGCAUCGAGCAUGUUGCGACCGAAAUCAAUUGUGCAGCCAUGAGAUUGCAAGAAAUCAAUGCCGAUUAGCACAUCGGGCAUAAUGUCAGCAACAAUGACUCUGUGGCGUACAGCAAGCUUGCCAGUUGCUAACAAUACGACAGCUUCCCCGAGCACAGGGACAGAAGAAUUAUUUACCGCUUUAAGAACAGUAUCAACGGGUGAGAUAGAUAAAUGAACAUUGUGAUGAGAGAGAGACUUAGCAAAGCUGGUGCUCAACAACGUUACACAACUGCCGGUGUCCACAAGCAUGUUGGCUGGUACAGCCUCGACCGUGCCUUGGAUCUGCACCGUGCUGUCGGACUGUGUUGCAAGACACGACAGAGGCAGGAUGAUCGAGUUGUCUGGGCACUCGGCUGGAGUAGUUGUGCAGGCCUGACAAGUUGUCUCAGUAGGUAAGCAGACAGCCUCAUGACACACUGAACACGGCUGACUCUGCUUACCGGUACAUGGGUCCAUUGGGGAGGUUGCUGACGGCGGACCCUGGUUGUCAGCGACGCUCAGUUUCCCCGACCGCGUCCACGGCCCCGGUGACCACCACGGUUAGCCGGUGUGUAUCUGUGGUGCGGACAGUCAGGUGCGAAAUGCAUUGUGCUGUCGCACACAUAGCACCGCUUGGUGUCACCAUCUCCAUUCCGAUGCAGAUUAGUUGGUCUCUCCAGCGUGCGCCUUGAGAUCUUGUCCUCCAGGGCUGCCAUCCUCGACAGCAGGGCGUUGAGUGUAGGGUCACUGGGCUGAGAUUGCACCGCACAUAUAACUGGGCUAGCUGCCUGCUGCUGGUCUGCCUCCAGGGUGCACUGAAAAUGCAUAGCUCGUCGCAGUGCAUCAUCCAAUGUUGGUGGGUCCGUGCCACGAACAUGCAGGCGCUGGUCCCUGCUGUCAAGGCCGGCUACAAAGGUGUCGCGCGCCAGGGUAUCCUGCACUGCUCCGGCCACCGUGGGGUACGCCGUCUACUAAGCCUGCGGACGGCUUCCGCAAAAUCCGACAGGGACUCGCCACGAAUUUGCCGGCGUGACUUCAGCUCUGCUCUAGACGUGAGGAUGAAGUUUGCAUCCCCGAAUCGCUGUUCAAACGCCUGCAGUGGCUGGUCGAAUGGGCCCGUCCUUGUAUUGGCUUCCAAACUUUGGAAGUAAGAAAGUGCGUGGCCGGUGAGGUACAACCCAAUGUACCUGCUUUGGUCUGCCGGUGUCCAGUUGUUUGCAUUCGCGAUGAGGCGAGAAUGGCCAAUCCAUGAUGUCCAGUCGGCGUUGCCCGCAUCUGCUGUUGUUGACGUGCUGGUUGUUGCGCUGGGCCUGGUGGUGGUGGUGGUGAAGGGGGCGGAGGAGCUCCACCUUGCUGAGCCAUAUCUACGCGAUCAGUCUUCCACGAAUAAUUUGGUACACGUACUCUCACAAGACGUGGACUUCGAAUUCGCUGCCACCACGUGUAACCUUGGCCUGAGGUUACAAGUUACAUUCACAGGAGCAUAAACUCCCCAGCUCCCAGCCAGGCACCAGUUCUAACCAUGACAAGACGUCGAGAUCAAAACUGCAACUCUCAAGUCCAAAAACAUUCUCAAGAAGCAAAAGAAAAAACCAGCAUCAUAACAGAGCGAGCCAACGAAAGGAUACGCACAUGCGUGUGUGCCUAUGUCCAUGGAUCAUCACUGGCACUAUUUUGAGUUUGUUGGUGGAGUCUGACAACAAUUUCUGGUCACUCAGCAGCUCAUCAAAGUCCACUGGCCAUGGCGGCUCACAUCCACUGGUGUCUGCUUUCAAGUACUCGUCGAGUGCCCGAGUGGCAGUGGUGCAUGCACUGCGUCACCUUCUCUCCAGGGUGCACAGCAGUACGGCUACUACCCACACGCAGCAGCAAAGACUGUGGAGCAUUGCCGAGCCCGUCGUCCAGUUCAUUCUCUAUAAGAGCGUGGGCUGUGAGUAUCGCGAGAGGCUGGUGGAGAUCCUGGUCGACAGCGCUCUAGAGUCGAUGCAAGCCGACACCGUCGGCGUAGCACCAAAUGGAAAUGGCGUUGCGUCGCAUGAGAACGUUGGUGCGCUGCCGCAUGAGAAUGGAAGCAGCAGGCCUGUGUGUCACGUUGUCAAACUGCUCAUUGACUGGCUGUGUAGUAGGAAUAUGUCAACCUGUGAGUCCAGUAUGAGCGCUCUGCACUGCUAUCGCAGAGUCCGGAAGCUAGUGUGGCGAUCACUCAGCGUGGCAAUUGACGAGGAGUCCGUAGAUUCCGCGUGUCAGUUAUCCAUGUACCACAUUGCUGCGUCAUGGCUUGUGGACAUGGCGGCUAACAAUCAACCUCUUGACGUCCUGCUGAAGGAGAUUGAGUCCAUUGAUGCAUCUCCGAGCACUGCCGCUGUGUUUGUACCAAGUCUGUACGUGGUAUUGACACACCAAUCAUCUCUCUACGCCAGCACCGUUCUAAAGCUGCUAUUGAAGUUUCUACCGUUCAUGAGCAGUGCCGAUCAGUCCCUGGGUGCUUUGCCCUUGUACUGUGCUACUACGGCUUCUGCUCCAUCGUCGUCGUCAGCAGCUGCUGGCAGUGGUGUGGCCGGUGGUGAGAGCACAGCCGCUGCUACUACGCUUCUGGCGUGUCAGACUGCCAUACAGAAUAGCCUGGUGUUGGCUGGUGGCAGUCGUAGCAAUGCUACUGCAGGUGACGGUGCCGCUGCUCACAGCCCGAAUGGCGAAGACACCACCGCCGCCGCAGAGUCAGUUCGAGUCCCGUUCGUCAGCUCGCUGUCGCAGUACAUCCGCUCUGCAGCCCGCCUGCCGCUCCUGUUUCAACGCCAACCCGAGCUGUGUAAGCUAUGGCUUGAUCACAUGCAGUCGGAAUUGAAGAAGAUAGAUGCGCAGGUUGCUAUGGACACGCCGUCCCUGUACAAGUUCUCCACGGUGGCAAUGGUGGUCAGCUCCGUCCUGGUCUCGGCAUGGUCGAGCAGAGAGCUACGCUUGGCGUGCGUGUCUGCUGUGCAGAGUCUGGCUGUGGCAUGCCCUCCGCUGUCACAUGACCUGCUGAAGAUGCUGUUACGCUGUGUCAACGUCAGCACUAUGGAGGCGGACGUGCAGCUAGCUAUUCUACACACUCUGCCUGAGAUGGUCACACACAAUGUCAUGCUAUCACCAGUGGUUGCCACCAUAACGGGGCUGAUGGCACACGCGUCGUUGCAGCCGCUGUCACUACGUCUCAUGUGCAAGCUGUGGCAGAAGAUGGAUCGUCUCUUCCCGCAGUUGCUGAAGGUUCUGACAUCAUGUGCCGAACACAUGACGUCUUCGUCGGAGAUGCUGAUGUCAUGCUCUGCUACAGUGCUCGACAUCGCUCAGACACGGUCAUCUCAACACGGCAGCGACAUCAUACCCAUCAUCCGGAGACUGCUUUCGGCACCAGUGAGGUUGGACGUGUCGGGAGAGGUGAUCGCUAUGGCCACGCGCAGCCUUCACUUGAUGAUCUUGAACGGGGUGGUCGAGUUCAGAGCCGUGUGGACUGUACUGGGUCAGGAGCUCGGCCUGCAAACCAGGGAGCUGGCACAAGCUGCCGUUUGCAGACUGAUGGGGUCCAUGGCUGAGUUGCAAGGAGAACAGUUGCCGAGUCGCCAGGACGAGGGACUGUACCACGAGCUCAUUUCCAGUCUCUUCAGAACCGUCUUCUCACAGCCUGCGAGCAGCACCACCGUCAUCUCAGCAGCGUACGAGGCGCUGUGCUGCUUUCCCGUGCAGUGUUUCCAAGCGUCAAUGCUGCCACCUGCACAGCUCCAAGCCUUACUGGACACUGGACUGCUGAAACCUGCCAGCAGCCAAGACACCGCCGCUGCACAGGAUUCCACCUUGUCGUCCACACAAGCCGUCGAUGGUGUUGCAGCAGCUUCGUCAUCGCCUGCUCCGCCACCACCGGAGCUGGUCACUGCAGCGGGUGUGGAUCAGUUCGGUGCUCAGCCCGUUUCAGCUGCGGCACUCUCAGCGCUGACGGUCUCUGUUGCGGCUACCGACGGCAAGGCUAGGUUCCUUGCGCACUUGCUGCGACACGAACUGAAGACACAGCCGCGUGGUGGUUCAGCCUCCGCUGGUCACCGUCGUACUAGCAACAGCAGUACCCUGCAAGCUGUGGAUGCUCGCCUGGUGCGUGUUCUCAGCAACGUGCCGAAAGCGUUGCUGGAGGCGUACGAGGCCUGCAAGUCACCGGCAUUGCUUCCAAGCCUGGCAGUGGGUCUGCUGUCCUGUCACGAGCCUAGCUCUGUAGCGAGUAAGGCCAGCCGUAACGUGACCACCGACCGCCAUCUCACUAUACUGCAGAAUCUCCUCGCUCAGAUCGCACCACCUGCUCGCGGCGCUACUAUGGAGAUCCUGGGUCUGGCCGAGAAAUGGCAUGCAUUCCUGCGUCGUCUCUUCGCGCACCUUCUCCAGGUGAACAGCACUGACGAGGCUGAGAGCGUCGACAGCAAGGCGACUGCACUGUGUCGCGUGCGCGACAAGAUAUUCAGCGUGCUGCAGAAGGCGUCCAGACUGGGCACGACGUGUCUCUUCAACAGCACCCUGGCACUGACCCAGUUGUACCGCGUGACCUGCGACGCCGUCGUAGACGUCUGUGACACUGAGGACCUGCCGCCAUCAUGCUCCGCACGCCUACAGGGCUGGAAAGCCAAGCUGGUAGCCACGCUGAUGAACAUGGCGUCGGACAAGGUGAUGUGUGCCGGAGUUGUGUUUGGCGCCGAGCAGAUCUUCAGCUGGGGAACGCAGGGACAGGUGAGCGAAGGCAAGCACGGUGCUCUCUGCCUGAGUGCACUGUUCCUGGGCGUGAGCUCUCUCUGUCAUGCACUGGUCGGUACGGACUGGCCAGUGCUGAAGAUGAUCACUGAUACGCUGUUACAGCACUACGCUCAACUACCCACGUACGGAAUGAUACCUCUUGACUACGGUGAUACUCGUCUCUUGCACCUGGUCCUGCCCUUCUGCAUGGGCACACUCUUCUCGGCUAUGAUCACGUCGCGCGUUUGGGUCGUGGAAGGAGUGCGGGGUAUGGAGCUGUUCGAAGAGGCUCAGGUGCGGUAUUUCUCAGCGUUUACUGCACAGAGGGAUGGCGCUACCCUCGUUGCCGGCCAAGUUGUCACCGAUCUCCUGAAGAACACUCAGGACAAAGAGUUGACGUUCGACAAGGGUCUCACCGUCUGCUCCAUGCUGUUAUCACGCGCCGAGGGUCUGUUUGACGCGGAGGAGUCGAAGAAACUGUCCAGAUUCGCCAAGGAGGCUUCCCUGUACUCCUGGUCAGUGUGCUACGCAUACCUGGUAUCGCAUGCACUGGACAAGCUCACUGAGAGAGAUCAGGCGAUGGCCAAUGCUCUGCUGGUAGCUGACAGUGGGGACAUUACGUCGCCGCUGGUGUGCAAAUCGCGCAUGCUCUGCGUGAUGGCACUGUCCUUGCUGGGAGAGACGACGUCACAGUCCGUGCUAUCCACUACGUACGACCAGCUGAAAGGCACCCUACGCAAUGCUGACAAACUCUCCGGCAGCAGUCUCCUGCAAUCUUGGCAGUGUCAAGUUGCCAGCAUGCAGGUGUUACUCGGAGAGAAUCAUCUCACGUGGCGGGGAGGGAAACAACUGCACAUCAAAGCAUGCCCGGUACCUAUGUAUGACCUGGUGAAGGGCUUGGACACGGCCAGGCUCGGUGUCGACAUGGCUUUCUCGCCCAUCGCCGUACAAGCUAUUGGUGAAGUGUGGUAUCAGCUCAACGAAGAGAACUCACUGCAGGCGUUGCACAAUGCUGGUGAAGAUCCAACGGUGGGUCGGCUGAACACCGGAUCCGUUCUGCAACAAAUCGUUGCUCAGCUUUCAGCGCUGACAAGUCAAUUAGCCGGCAGCUCUACAGGUGGUGACAGCGUUGUCAACACAGCGCUGUGGCCGUCUAUCCAUGCGCUGCUACGAUCGCUGUGCGAAGCCGUGGAAAAACCACCGCCAUCCGUCGACUGGUCGUCAGUCAUGAUGAAGCUGUUGAGGAUGUCGUCCGCUCCUGGAGAUGUUCAUCGCGAGUGUCUGACAAUACUGUUUAGGAGCUACGCUAAACAGUACGACAGCUCCAUGCUGGUCAACCUGAUCACCGACGGAACGUUUCUCAAGUUUUCUCUUGAGAAUCAGAAGCUUCUCCUGUCCGGGCUGUACAGCGGGAAGUUACCGAGCGUGGCACUGAAAUGCCUGUGUGCAUCGCUCAGACAGCUAUUUGCUGACAGAGAGAAGCACCAGUUUGCGCCGGUCCUGCCCAAGGUCAUCGUGAACACCUGGAGCUCGUGUUGCGAUCACACCGAGUCCGCCAAAAUCGUCUGGAAAGAUCUUCUCUGUCCAGUGGCGACGCAAUGGAUCAACUCUAGCGAGAGCAAGGUCGUCUAUGAUCUGAUCUACUUGUCACCAAGCCUGCUCAGAGCGUACAGCCAGGAGGCCAGGAAAGCAAAUCACGGCCCGUCUGAGGUGUUGACGUUGCGCACGUUUGCGUUCGGAGUGCUUGAAGCCAUGCACUCGGACAAUGACGUUGGACCGUUGCUCUUGGCUGUGGAAACCGUAGUGGAUAACUGCCCGGAUGAUCACCUAGUGGACAUGAUCAUGUUGCUAAGCAGCCUAGCACGUCACAGGCAAGCAUCGGCAUUCUCCGCUCCGCUACUGCAAUUGCUGAAACGCUUGAGCUCUUCAAAGCGAUCAGCAACGCAUUUGAUUGCAGAUAUGAUCAUCUCCUGCUGCUCAUCUCUCCUUCAAGCUGUCAACACCGGUAGCACUAUCACCGCUACCCUCACCUCUAGCAGCGGUAGCAGCAGUAGCAGCAGCGGCAAGACUCCAUUACCAGCAUCUAAUCUGCAGCACCACCAGCAGCCCCCUCUGCAUAGCUUACUCCACAACAUCUUGCUAGCGUCGUCCGGUGGUGGUGACGAGCGAUUUCUUCUCUCCGCAUCUAGACUGGACCCGCACGCCACCUUCUGGCUGGCCGAUUGGUUUGUGCGCACUGGCUGUGAAUGUCUGCCCAGUUCACUGACAUCACUGGCUGCUGUUCCGGCCAUGUCUGCGUUUCUGAAGACGCUUGGUAAUGUGCUUGGUGCGCUGGAGUCAGCGGUUAGCCAGCUCAACCGUGAUGCUAUUUGUCUGUCCAGUCUAUCUGACUGUCGCAGAGUACUUGCCGCCAGCAUGCCGUCUGACACCUGAACAGACAGAUUCUCAAUUUCAUCGGUAUGAAGAAAGACGAUAAGCGACAAGAAGCUGAAGAAUUAAUCAAGAAAUUAUAAAAUAAAAGGCUAUGUUUAACUUGGGUUUUUAUCCAUGAAAUGACUAUUAUUAACCACAUAUAAGGAAAAUAAUAUACAGUAUAAAAAUGAGGAAUGCAAUUCUGUGACAAGACGCGUUUGAUCACUUUGUUUAGUUCAGUUUAGUUUUUUUUUAGCUUAUUGUCUUUUCUGAUAGUAGUAAUACAUGCAUGUAGUUUUUUUCUUUGCACUCGAGCUGUGCGAGUUCAGAGUCAGCUUGUUAGACGACGGCUGUUGCAGUGGAUACUAGUUUGCCUAUUGUACUUGCCUAUUGUGUUCAAUCCACUCUGCACAGUCAUACUCUACUGAUUGACUAGCUACUAACUGGUUACAAUCAA
Molecule: messenger RNA, 8455 nt
Organism: Sycon ciliatum
Lineage: Eukaryota; Metazoa; Porifera; Calcarea; Leucosolenida; Sycettidae
Exons: 9
Coding region: 2470-8019 (1849 amino acids)
Biological process (GO): regulation of post-transcriptional gene silencing
Source: RefSeq, a predicted model, not a curated record